Messenger RNA from Meloidogyne enterolobii, 204 nucleotides. Lineage: Eukaryota; Metazoa; Nematoda; Chromadorea; Rhabditida; Meloidogynidae. The record is from the annotation of a GenBank genome assembly.
AUGGCUUUGCGCCUACUUGGCCGUGCGCCUACUUGGGCCGUCAACCGAUUCACAAAUACCGAUCAGUGUGAGCCUUAUAUUUUCCCUUAUUGUUCUGAACUUGACUUCAAUUUGUGGCGUUCACCUCGCACCAAACAAGAAUGUGAACUGUAUUGUUAUUCUUCAGAGGAACAACGAAAAAGAGGAGGAUCUAAUGUUGUUUAA